Molecule: messenger RNA, 1869 nt
Organism: Racocetra fulgida
Lineage: Eukaryota; Fungi; Glomeromycota; Glomeromycetes; Diversisporales; Gigasporaceae
Source: the annotation of a GenBank genome assembly
AUGAAUAACAAAGCGAUAGAAUUAAAUACAAGGAGAGAUGGCACAAUUAAAGAUAUUAAGCAAAUGAUUCAGGAUAAAGAAGGCAUCCCCACUGAUCAACAACAUCUUGUUUUUAAUAACCAAUUGUAUGAUGACCAUACCUUGUCACGUUAUGCUAUCAAAGAAAAUUCUACAUUGUAUCUAGAAUAUGAAGCAAUAAUGAUCUACGUAAAAUUAAUGGAUGAAACAAUCAUAAAAUUGGAUGUCAAUAGAAGUUACACCAUCGAACAGGUUACUCGUAUGAUCCAAGAUAAAGAAGGCAUUCCUUCUCAUCAAAUAACAUAUUUUACUAUUGAUGACGGAAUUAUGCAUCACUAUGAUAUCUCAUCUCGCUACAACACACUUAAAACCUUAGCAAAUUAUGGGAUUAAGAAUGAGUCUACACUUAAACUAUUUCAUUAUAUUCCAUUUGCUGGUUCUUUGUAUGUGAAAUCACUAUCCGAAAAAGUGACAACUGUGCAAGUAGAUUCGAAUGAUACCAUUGAACAAGUUAAACAAAAGAUCCAGGACAAAGAAGGAAUUUCUCCUGAUCAACAAUGCCUUUUUUUUGCUGGCAUGCGAUUAGAAAAUGAGCGUACCUUAUCAGAUUAUUUGAUCCCAAAGGAGGCUACUGUUCAUCUUGUAAUUAAAGAAAUCAGUACUCACAAAGAAUCGUCUGGUUCAUAUGAGAUUUUUGUGAAAACACUAACCGGAAAAACAAUAACUCUACAAGUAGAAUCAAACAACACCAUUGAACAAGUUAAACAAAAGAUCCAGGACAAGGAAGGAAUCCCUCCUGAUCAACAACGCCUUGUUUUUGCUGGCAAGCAAUUAGAAGAUGGGAAAACUUUGGCAGAUGAUAAUAUUAAAAAGGAGUAUACUCUUCAUCUUGUGCUUAGAUUACGUGGUGGAAUGCUUCAGGAAACCAGUGGUCGCAUAGAAUUUGACGCACUGCCACCACUCACUCAAUAUACUCUAACGCCUGAAGAACGUUUACAAAAUGGAAUUCAUGCUGGUAUUGCCUGUAAUUAUUGUGGUGAACGUGAAUGGAAAGGAACAAGAUUUUCACCUGAAAUUCAAAAAAAAUAUUAUGAUGUUGGGAGCGAUCCUACAAGUGGAAAGGAUUGGAUGGAUGUUACUGAUCAGAUGCAGCAUGAGUUGGUUCGAGAAUUCGGAUAUUCAGAUGAAGCAGUACAAAUGUUGCGGCGUGCACCACAACUUUAUCCAGAUGAUCCUGAAUUUCGUACAACUCAAGUAUAUGUUCGCAAUAAUAUUGCCAACAUUGGAAAUCUCACUGAAGGAAUGCUAGCACCUGAUUGUCCAUUAGUUCCAUUAGAUUCUUCAAUUUUUACGUCAAUAAUUGAUAACAGUACCCCUGAUUUACCAAAUUUAGUUCAUUUACGUUCGCUUUGUAAAUCAGGACGGCCUCUAGUUCUUAUGGGUGGAUCGUAUACUUGUCCUUUAUACCGAUGCAUAUCUCAUGUGCUCAAUGAUAUAUAUAAUCGAUAUAAAGCGGAUGUAGAUUUUUAUUUGAUUCAAAUUAAAGAAGCACAUGCUUCUGAUGUUUGGCCUAUUGGCAACAUUGUCGAUGUCAAGGAGCAUCACACAUUAUCUGACCGUUUGGCUGCUGCACGUGAGAUGGCAACAAAAACCAAAUUGGAAAUUCCUGUACUAGCAGACACAAUGAAUGAUACUUUCUUAAAAUUAUAUUCACCAUGGCCAUUCCGAUUUUUUGUAGUUGUUGAUGGAACUUUGAAACUUGUUGGAAUGCCAAAAGAUGCGCGUUAUGAUACAACAGAUCUAGUUGAAUGCUUAGAUGAUCUUUUACGCGAUAAAAAAGACCUACAUUAA